Messenger RNA from Dicrocoelium dendriticum, 797 nucleotides. NCBI's taxonomy places the organism in Eukaryota, Metazoa, Platyhelminthes, Trematoda, Plagiorchiida, Dicrocoeliidae. The record is from the annotation of a GenBank genome assembly.
AGAUCGGCGAUUGUGGUGCUGUACUCGGUUCCUGUACAUCCACCACGAUUGGUUCAUCAGACACCGUCCAGACGAUGCCAACGGAGUUCUCACUCUCUGACUGGAAGGCUGAAUUGCUAGUGGCACCGCAUACCUCAGAUAACACAAUGGACGUUCACCGAAUCAAAUCUAGUCACCCUACUCACGAGGCGGACUUCAUCAUUCGUGAUGACCGAUUGCUAGGUGAAUUGAUGCCACUUCGCGCGUUUGGUGAUAUCCGCUUCAAGUGGUCUUUAGAUGAUCUCAAACGGGUGGCUCGUAUGCUCGAUCUUCCCCCCAGUUAUUCCAUCAUGCCCAGCUUCUACACCACUCCCCCAUAUCUAGACUCCACUCCACAAGUGGUCUGGCGUCCCUUGUUUCCGCAACGUGAACACUUUCUCAUCCUGGCCACUGAUGGCUUAUGGGAUAUGAUCUCUCCGGAUGAGGCAGUUCACGUGGUCGCCAAGCAUUGGUUCGACUACAACUGUGAUCCGUCCCACUGCGGCCCCGGCGAUACCGCGGCGACUCGCCUCAUCCGUACCGCAUUGGGCGGUGGCAGUAUGGACCCACAGCGCAUCUCCGCCCACUUCUCCUUGCCGGCCACAAUUGCCCGGUACUACCGCGAUGACAUUACCGUUAUCGUCGUUUAUCUUCCCACCGCGUUCCCCAAACCAGCAUGAUCACUUUAUUGAUCCUUUUACAGCAGUAUUAAUAUCACUUCUUUUGUCGUGGUCUAACGUUCCUUAAUCCAUUACAUCUGCAGACGCUACAUCGAGUCG